This is a messenger RNA of Saprolegnia parasitica CBS 223.65, 531 nucleotides long. RefSeq lists its product as hypothetical. The record is from RefSeq and is a predicted model, not a curated record. NCBI's taxonomy places the organism in Eukaryota, Oomycota, Saprolegniomycetes, Saprolegniales, Saprolegniaceae. The transcript has 2 exons. Bases 1 to 531 code for a protein of 176 amino acids.
AUGACGCGCCACCAAGCCAACGACCGCAAGCAUGACGCGUUUGGCGACGGUACACCGUGCGAUGGCGCCGAGACGAGCCUCGAUAGCCUCGAUGCGGGCGACGUCGCGGCCCUCGAGACGACGAUCGCGCUUCGGAGCCAGCAGCGUCGGAAGAUCAAUUUCAACCCGUCCGAAGGCGAUGUGCACGAUCGCGAGCGAGAUCGGCCCUGGCGCGUGGCGAUCAAUGCCAAGAUCGCGGCGGCCAACGAGCGGGCGCAGGAAGAGCAGUGGGAGAAGCGUCGGUUCGGCCUUGCCAAGCAAGUGCACGAGGGACUCUUGCACAACUACAAUAUUUACGUGGGCAUCUCCGAAGUGAGCAAUGUGCUCAAGGUCGGGCAGGACCAGCGUCGGCGCGAGACCCAAGGCGACGUCGUCGAGCACAAGGACAUUGCCGCGUCUGCGAUUCUCGUCGCGGCCGAAAAGUACGACCUCGCACGCAUCGCUGUCUUGCUCGACAAGGUCCCCAAGAAACUCAGCGAUGGCAAAAAAUAA